AUGGAGAGGAAGAUUCCAGCAAGAGAAGUAAUGGCAACAAAGGAAUUUGUGAUAGAGAAUGCAGCAGAGGGUGCAUCAGCUUCUCCUGAGUUUGAUGCUGGACCAUUUGUUCCUGGUGCUGGUGGAGAAGAAGUGUUUGGGGUUGGUGAUGAAGGAGAGGGUGUUGGAGAAGUGGUUGUAGGAGAGGGUGUUGGUGAUGUGUUUGUGGAGGGUGAUGGAGCAGGUGCUGAGUUGGGUGAUAAUGAUCUUGUGGGCGCGGGUGCAGGAGCUUGUUGUGCAAUGCAUGAUGUAGCCAACAACCCUAAUAUCAGAAACACUUUAAUUGCAACAGAGGCCAUUUUUUUGUAUAUGUUAUAUUGA
Messenger RNA from Lathyrus sativus (Indian pea), 360 nucleotides. The record is from the annotation of a GenBank genome assembly. Lineage: Eukaryota; Viridiplantae; Streptophyta; Magnoliopsida; Fabales; Fabaceae.